GUCCCGAGGGGAGGAGGAAGCGGCGGCGGAUUGAAAAUGGUCUGAGGCGCUAGAGCGCGGGACGGGGCAGCGGGUGGUUUCCUGAGACCACACUUCCUUUGGGGUAUUGUAGAAAGACAGUUAUGGCUGUCCCUCACUUACAACAGCCUAGCUUCCUAUUGGCCAGUUUGAAGGCAGAUUGCAUGAACAAGCCCUUUGCUCAGAGGUGCCAUGAUCUGGAGAUAGUCAUUGAAGAUUUUCCUGCCAAGGAACUGCAUGCCAUCUUCCCAUGGCUAGUGGAGAAUAUUUUUGGUAGUCUGGAUGGCAUUAUCAUAGGUUGGAAUCUUCGCUGUUUGCACGGAAGAGCAAAUCCUACAGAGUAUGCUAUUGCCCUGGAUUUCCUGGAUCCCAGUGGCCCGAUGAUGAAGCUGGUUUACAAACUCCAAGCUGAGGAGUACAGAUAUGAAUUCCCAGUCUCCUAUCUUCCAGGCCCUGUGAAGGCUUCAAUGCAAGAGCGAGUCCUACCAGAAUGCUCACUGUACCACAACAAAGUCCAGUUCCCUCCAUCUGGAGGCCUAGGUUCGAACUUGGCCCUCAAUCCAUUUGAAUAUUACAUGUUUUACUUUGCAAUAAGCCUUAUCACACAGAGGAACUCUCCCACCACCCAUCACAUCAGCCCUUCAAACAGCGCUUACUUCAGUCUGGUGGACACAUACCUGAAAUGGUUUCUUCCCACAGAAGGAAGUGUUCUUCCUCCACCUUCUUCCAAUCCUGGGGUGGGCAUCCCUUCACCUGUUCCUAGAUCCCCAGCAGUGCCUUUCACUUCUUAUGGCAUACAUCACACUAGUCUGCUGAAACGGCACAUUGCCCAUCAGCCUUCAGUGAAUGCUGAUCCUGCUUCCCAAGAGAUCUGGAGAUCAGAAACAGUGCUUAAAGUUUUUGUUGAAAUGUGGCUUCACCAUUACUCACUGGAAAUGUAUCAGAAAAUGCAGUCCCCUCAUGUCAAGCUGGAGGUUCUCCACUACCGACUCAGUAUCUCCAGUACACACCACAGUAGUCCUGCCCAAUCCGGCUACCAGGCCCUCCACGCAUACCAAGAGUCAUUUAAACCCACAGAAGAGCAUGUGUUAGUGAUAAGACUUCUUGUGAAGCAUCUGCAUGCUUUUGCCAACAGUCUGAAACCAGAGCCUCUCUCACCCUCAGCCCAUUCCCAUACAGCCAGCCCAUUGGAGGAAUUCAAGAGAGUUGUGAUUCCUCGGUUUGUCCAGCAGAAGCUCUAUAUCUUCCUGCAGCAUUGCUUUGGUCACUGGCCUCUGGAUGCCUCUUUCAGAGCUGUCCUGGAGAUGUGGUUAAGCUACUUGCAGCCCUGGAGAUAUGCUCCUGAGAAACCACUUCAGAGUGCAGAGCUUCAGCCUCGCAGUGUAUCAGAGAAAUGGGCUCCCUUCAUUCAAGAGAACCUACUGAUGUACACCAAGCUAUUUGUAGGCUUUCUGAACCGAGCUCUCCGCACCGAUUUGGUCAGCGCUAAAAAUGCCCUGAUGGUGUUCCGAGUAGCCAAGGUCUUUGCUCAGCCCAACCUAGCUGAAAUGAUCCAGAAAGGAGAGCAGUUGUUCCUGGAGCCAGAACUUGUUAUCCCUCACCGUCAACACCGAAUUUUCAUGACCCCCACUCUUGGUGGGAACUUCUUGUCAUCAUGGCCUCCAACAAUCACAGAUGCCUCAUUUAAGGUGAAGAGUCAUGUUUACUGCCUGGAAGGACAGGAGUCCCAGUACAAGCAGAUGUUUGGUCCAGAAGUCAGAAAUUUGGUAUUAAGAUUGGCCCAGUUAAUAGGCCAGGCCCAGCAAACAGCAAAAUCCAUAUCAGACCACUCUGCAGAGACCAUGGCUAGUCAGUCCUUCCUAUCCUGGUUUAGGUUCAGCCCUUCUGACAUGAAUGGUUCCUAUACAGGAAAUGACCUAGAUGAGAUUGGGCAAGACAGCAUCAAGAAAACAGAUGAAUAUUUGGAGAAGGCACAGGAGUACCUAUGCCAGAUCUUUCGAUUGAAUGAAGCCCAGCUGACCCAAAUGAUUAUGAAUUGUGGAGCAGCUCAGGAUGAGAAUGGAAAGAAGAAACUUCCAGACUGCAUUGAGAGUGAGGAUGGACUAAUUCUUACGCCUCUUGGCAGGUAUCAGAUCAUAAAUGGCUUACGGCGGUUUGAGAUAGAAUACCAAGGAGAUACUGAUCUUCAACCCAUUAGAAGUUAUGAAAAUGCUACUCUAGUGCGACUGUUGUUCCAGUUAUCCUCAGGAAUUAAUCAAAGGUUUGCUGAUCAAAUGGAGAUUCUCUGCUCCAGGGAAGACUUUAUUGGCAGGUUGUGUCGCUAUCAUCUUACCAAUCCGUUUUUUGUAGAGAAGAGCAGGCACAGCCCAGCACUGAAACAAAGGUCAGGAUGUUCUCGGCGACCAAGGAUCAGUCUGAGAUUUCUGGCUAGCUACAGGACUCUUCUUUCUUUGUUCAUGAUAUACUUCAUUGCAUCUUGGUUCUGCAUUGGACCACUGGCCUGCACGUUCAUUAUUCUCCUUGGCUAUUUUCUUUAUGCAAUAGUAAUGACUUUCUUCACUGAAAGGUGGAAACCUCAUCAACACUAAUUUUUCCCUUCAGUGUACACUGUAAAACGAACUCUUUAAGGAUAAAAGUACAGUGCUUUGUGAUUAAAAGCCUUCAGCAAAGGAUCACUUCAAAACUUUUAAGUGUGCUUUUUUUUAUAUUAACGUUGAGCCAGAGGGAUAAGUUUGUGGUUGUAGAAGCCACUGUAAUCUAUGUAAAUUCUGUUUUGACAAACUGUCUUUUCUACACAGUUUACUGAAUGUACAGGAUGAGAGAGCCUGCUUGUGGUUUGGGGAACAGCCACCAAUGAUUAUGGAGCUGAAAUGAACAGCCCAGAGUAGCUGUGGGAAACUGCACAUAGAAACAGCUCUAGAUUUGGCAAUGUAUCCAUAGUGCAGCUUUUCACUUUUACCAUUUCAUGUGGGAAUUGGCCAUUUGAACUUCUUUCUGCAGGUUUUAUAUCAUGUUGCUGGGGAGGGGGCUUUCAGUGUGACAAAGGCAAUAGUAGCCACAAAUCAUGAGUUCUGUACACAAUGCUGAAUCCCAAAAAAUCAGUAGGACAAAAAAUAAACAAGUUUUUGGCUUAAAUUACUCAAAAGAAAUCUGGGGGAAAUAGGUAAUAAUGGUUUGGCUCAGAAAGAGGAGAAGGGAGUUGCAUCUUGUUGCCAGCUACAUAUGAUUGCUUUAAUUUGCAAAAAAUUGCAUUAUAAAUAUUUGAAAGUACCAGGAAAGGAGGAAGAGGUGGGGGCAGGAAUCCCAUAGCUUAGCACAGAGGCUAACUCUGCAUUCCCUUUUCUGAACCAAUACCUACUUGUUGUCUUCACUGGUCCCUGUCUUUUCAAAAUGAGGAACUCUGGGAGUUGAUUCUUCUACCAUUUAACUUGGCAACAACAACCCAUGAGUCAUGUGCUAAAGGAGAGAAUUUAGCAUUCAUCUAAACUAAAGUUCUAGUUUUCUGGGUAUCCCCUGCUGCCAUUGGUCCAGCAUUCCUACUGUGACUGCCAUUAGCGCCUAUGUGAAUAAAUCAGUCACUCCACACACUGUAGUAUAAAAACUAUCAAACUGUAACAUUCUGUGGUACUGACACUUGGUUGUAGAAAGGAAAUUAUAUUUUUUAACAUUUUCUCUAGAACUUGAGCUGUGACUAGAUUUUUGUCUACCCACCAUAAAAUGGGUUCCUUCUCUGCCCUCACUACUUCUUUAGCAAGUGGUCUACCUUCCCAGCAACAAACUACUUUAGAAAAGAGUCACCAACUAAACCAAAGUAAAUUGAGCUUCUUUGUUUAAACAAACAUUUUUAAGGAAUCAGUUAGUUUAACCUGCGCUUCCCUGAAAUACACUGCUGUCAGGUGCAGUUGUGGCACUUGUGGUGUAAGGGAUUAAAUACACCUUGCAGUAGUGAGAUGUAAGGAGCACGUAAUUUGCAUUAAGUGGAAUAAGUGUGUUCAGUUUUCUCUUACCUAUAUGUAUGCAUUUAAUAGAUAUGUGUUUGGAAAACAGCUAACAUUUGGCUCUAGAUUAGGAGCUUUCUAAUACAUUAGAAUUCAUAAAUUUUUGGCAGCACCCAAACUAUUUUUCCAUGUUUCCUGAUAACUGCAUUUCCAGCUUAUGUUUACCAAAUCCAGUGAACCCUUCUGUCAUCUUGUUCAAUCAAAUUUCUCUUUGUGGUACAAGUUUCUUCUUUUGAAAAUGCGUGUGUAAAUUAAAGUGCUCGCUUGAUUUAUUUUUAA
Molecule: messenger RNA, 4295 nt
Organism: Chelonoidis abingdonii (Abingdon island giant tortoise)
Lineage: Eukaryota; Metazoa; Chordata; Testudines; Testudinidae
Gene: SMPD4
Product: sphingomyelin phosphodiesterase 4
Biological process (GO): ceramide biosynthetic process; glycerophospholipid catabolic process; sphingomyelin catabolic process
Molecular function (GO): sphingomyelin phosphodiesterase D activity
Source: RefSeq, a predicted model, not a curated record